Electrophorus electricus (electric eel) is the source of this 1677-nucleotide messenger RNA. It is a transcript of the gene syt8, whose product is annotated as synaptotagmin VIII. Gene Ontology annotation, cellular component: exocytic vesicle; plasma membrane; synaptic vesicle membrane. Gene Ontology annotation, molecular function: calcium ion binding; phosphatidylserine binding; SNARE binding. The record is from RefSeq and is a predicted model, not a curated record. Gene Ontology annotation, biological process: synaptic vesicle endocytosis; calcium ion-regulated exocytosis of neurotransmitter. Lineage: Eukaryota; Metazoa; Chordata; Actinopteri; Gymnotiformes; Gymnotidae.
GAGCCUCCGACCACCAUGGCCACCAGAAGUACCAAGGCUUCCACUUCUACAUUAAAUGGCACAAGCAGUGAUUCUCCAACCAUUGCAAACCUAACUUCCAUUAGCAUGGCUUCAAGCUUUAUAAUUGCGACAUCAGCCACCAUUGCUCCGACUUCACUCCCAGUCAGAGCCACUAGCAACUCCACCACUGCGCCCCCUGGGUUUCUAUCUUCUCUACUGAACAAGAUCCCAUUGCCAAGAUGGGCUAUCUAUGCUAUCAUCGCCCUUGUCCUCCUGGUGCUUGUCAUCUGUGUGCUGUGCUGCUGUGUGAAGUGCUGUUGGAAAGGGAAGAAGAAGAAGAAAAAGAGUCCACAUCAGAAGAUCAGCCUGAAGGGGAUUAACGGGACUACUACCACAGCACUGGUGCAACCUGAGGCAGAGGAUGCGGAGUAUGGAUCAGUUGGUCAGAGAAGAGGAAAGAUGCUCUACUCCCUGGAGUACAAUGCAACAUGCUCAGAGAUGAGUGUUGGAGUGAAGGAGGCUGCAGAGUUAAAGGUUAUGGACAGCACAGGAACAUCAGAUCCUUAUGUCAAAGUUUACAUCCUCCCCAACAAGUCCAAAACCUUUGAGACCAAAGUGUUCAGAAAAACCCUGAAUCCAGUGUUCAAUGAGCAAUUUAAAUAUCGGAUUCCUCAGAAGGAGCUCAGCGAGUCCACCCUGGUGAUGCAGGUGUACGACUUCAACAGGUUCUCCAAACACGAUGUGAUUGGGGAGCUGAGGUUGGAGCUCUCCUCUGUGGACUGGAAUCACGUGAUUGAGGAGUGGCGAGACUUGAGCGAGCCCUCAAAAUAUGAGCAAGAAAAUUUGGGGGAUAUCUGCUUCUCUCUGCGUUAUGUACCUACUGCAAGUAAGCUCACUGUGGUCAUCCUAGAGGCUAAGAACCUAAAGAAAAUGGACGAUGGAGGAUCUUCUGAUCCAUAUGUUAAAGUCCAGUUAAUUCUGGACAAGAAGAAGUGGAAGAAAAAAAAGACCUCUGUGAAGAAGGAAACUCUGAAUCCCUACUUCAAUGAAUCCUUUACUUUUGAAGUGUCUUUCGAUCAAAUCCAGAGAGUACAGCUGGUCAUUUCCGUGUGGGAUCAUGACAAAAUGAGCAGGAAUAAUGCCAUUGGGAAGAUUUUCCUGGGCUGUGAUGCCUCGGGGAACCAGCUGCGGCACUGGGCAGACAUGCUUUCAACCCCACGCAGGCCAGUAGCCCAGUGGCACACACUCCUCUCAGCUGAACAGGUGGACUCAACUCUGGCCUUGAAACGCACACUGAGAAUUCCUUUCACCAAUAUGACUUUCUGAAGAUUCGGGUCUUUCAUCUUGGUCCAUAUUGCUUUUUUUGUUAUGAUUGUGCAAUGUAUUUAUUAGAUAUGUCAAAAGGAAGAAAUUUGUUGCCUAGUUUAAAUGUUCAAUAGCAAUUAAAUCUAAUGUUAACAAAGGACCAAUAUGGUUGGAUAUCACAGUAGAUGGACUUUUAGAAUUUCAAAAUUGUUUUAUAAAUUAGUAUAUGUCCUGAAAUAUUUUAAUUUCAUGAAUAUCAUCAUUAACAUGAAAUGUAAGCAUUUGCACAAGUGUUAUAAUCUUCAGGUUCUAGACUUUAUAUAGUAUUGUUUAUACCUUGCUAUGAAUAUUCCAAAUAUUAUUUUACACUGU